Messenger RNA from Penaeus vannamei (Pacific white shrimp), 459 nucleotides. Lineage: Eukaryota; Metazoa; Arthropoda; Malacostraca; Decapoda; Penaeidae. The record is from RefSeq and is a predicted model, not a curated record.
AUGAGCGCCACCUCCAGCCCGAUCCAGCCCAACUCCAGCCCGACUCCAAGCCCGACCCCAGCCCAACUUCAGCCCGACCGCAGCCCGACCCCUGACCGACCCAGCCCAACUUCAGCCCGACCCCAGCCCAACCACCAACUCGACCCCAUCCCAACUCCAGUCCAACUCCAGUCCGACCUCAGCCCCGACUUCAGCCCAACUCGAGCCCGACCCCAGACCCACUCCAGCCUGACCCCAGCCCGACCCCAGCCCAACCCCAACCCACUCCAGCCCGAACCCAACCCAACUCCAGCCGACCAGCCAACCCAACCAGCCCGACCCCAGCCCAACUCCAAGCCCGACCCCAGCCCGACUCCCUCUCGUCCGGUGCCAUCAUUUCGAGCGUGCGGGUGCCCACAAAGCUCUCACAGAUCCCAAAAUCCCCCUUCUCUAAAAACGAGAUUUAUAAUAUACUCAUGA